Messenger RNA from Linum trigynum, 3072 nucleotides. The record is from the annotation of a GenBank genome assembly. NCBI's taxonomy places the organism in Eukaryota, Viridiplantae, Streptophyta, Magnoliopsida, Malpighiales, Linaceae.
GUAGAUCCUCUGUUUCUGCACUCUAUAUAUAAUCAACCACCUUCACUCCCCUUCGCACACUAAACCCAGUGGGCUCAAGACCAGACUCGAGAGAGCUAGAGUAUAGAAACCAGCCGUAUAAACAAGGAAACAGCUCCAAUGGGUUCCCUGGCUCAAAAAUCAGUUCUCGUACUAUGCGGCGACUACAUGGAAGACUACGAGGUCGCCGUCCCAUUCUAUAUCCUUGGAGCCUUCGGCGUCCGCGUCGACUGCGUCUCCCCUGGCAAACUCCCCGGCCACCGAUGCUUCACCGCCGUCCAUGACUUUAUGGGCUUCGAGCUUUACACAGAGCUGCAGGGGCAUUUCUUCACACUGAACGCCAACUACGAGCAAGUGAAGGCCGACUCCUACGACUGCCUCCUGAUCCCCGGCGGCAGGUUCACGGAGCUCCUGAGCGCCGACGACAAGGUGGUGGCUCUGGUGAGGAGGUUUGCGGAGGCCGGGAAGCCGGUUGUCACCAGCUGCCACAGCCAGAUCAUGUUGGCCGCGGCGGGGCUGCUGGAAGGGAAGAAGUGCACCGCCUUCACUAGCUUGAAGCCGGUGAUCGAGCUCGCCGGCGGGAUCUGGUGGGAGCAGCCUGGGAUUCAGUCGGUGCUCGACAUCACCGCCUGCCUUACCGACGGCAACAUCAUUAGCUCAAUUGGGUGGCCGGCUCAUGGGGAGUACAUGAAGGUUGUGCUGGAAUCCAUCGGGGCCAAAAUCGCUGGGCCUACCAAGCCCAAUUCUGUACUCGUCGUCUUCGCUGAUUAUGUAGAAGACUACGAAGCAAACGUGCCUUUCCGGGCGCUGCAAGGACUGGGUUGCAAAGUGGACGCAGUGAGCCCAACAAAGAAAAGAGGGAAGAGUUGCCCCACCGCAAUCCACGACGACGAGGGAGCCCAAAUCUGCAGCGAGAAGCGCGGCCACAACUUCGUCGCCACUGCCAACUGGGACGACAUCUCCGUCGACGACUACGACUGCCUCGUGCUGCCCGGCGGGCGGGGUCCGGAGCUCCUGGUCUCCAACGACAAGGUGAUUGCUCUGGUGAAGGAGUUCUCUGACAAGGGCAAGGUGAUCGGCGCCGUCGGACAGGGGAAACUGCUCCUGGCCGCGGCGCGGGUCCUGAAGGGGAAGAGGUGCGCCGUCGACCACGGCACGAAGGUGCUCGUCAAGGUGGCCGGCGGCGAGGUGACGGAGGGGGAAGGGUGCGUGACCCACGGCAAGCUUGUCACGGCGAGCGGGUGGCCGACACUUUCUGAUUUCGUGUCGCAGUUGUCCAAAGCACUCGGCUUGUCCGUCUCGUUUUGAUGCGUUUUGGAUUCAAGUUGAUGGGGGUGUGGGAUUGGAUCUAAUAAAGUAAACGCGAUGUGAAAUUUGUGUGUAGUAUGUUCGGUCUUGUCAUGGCCACAUGGUUGCUAUAGCCUAUAAGUCUUUGUUUUUAUGUGUUAGAGACGAGUACGUUGUAACAUCUUUCAAUUCAUCCAUUUUAUUUUCCGGCGAGGAAAAACUUGUGUUUGAACGCAAUGAAUGCACAUUGACUUUUUGAACAACGACAAUCAACACGGUUCACAGCUCUCCGAACAAUGUUCGAACGAGAGUGUUUGAUGUUUUUUAUGGUUUUUUGGGAACAAGCUAGGUUACGUUACUCGACUCCUAUGGAGGUUCAUUGAGAGCUCCAAAAACUAAAACUAUGGCUAAUUUGCAGAGAAAAGAAUAAAGUUUGACAUUGUGCGUCAAAUGUUUGGUUGUGGAACCUUUGAUUCGUCUUCGUUUCCCCUAUUUAUAGCCAUAACUUGUAACCGCCUUGCCCCAAAGAAAAAAGGACAUAAGGCUUGAGAUACUUGCAUUGAUCAACCGAUCAUGUCGCACCCGAUCAUCUUUCAACAAGUAUGCAUCCUUAGACAGGUGGCAUGGAAGUUACAUGAUCCAUGACGGACAGCUAGUCAGCUACUCAUGCCAUGAAGUGACAUGAUGUACUCAAACGAGCGUAAGGGGCUCCAUAGACCCAACCACCUGACUCGUUGUUUACCAGUCAUGACAAAGUCUUCACAUCGCAAGUGUUACAACUCUAAUUUCUUUGUUUUAUAGCAAUGAUUGGCUUUUUUUCUCUUAUUUUACUAGUAUUUAUUUAUUUUAAUAUAGCAAAGAGUGACAUGCAUCACUUUUCUCCAUACCCUUUGGCCACCACAAACGUGCCAAAGGUGUAUACACACUGCCAAGUCCAUGGAUUAAACCAGACAAGCCAUCCAUAGACCACAUGUUUACUCUCCUUAGAAAGAGAUGGCUCCUUAUCAGUUGGUUUUGAAUUUCCCAACUCAACCACGGAUUGUGCCCGGUCCACUUGUCUUACCUUGGUGGCCUUGUAGGGGGUCUCCCGAUCCUCUGCCUUAGCCACCUUACUAGACAUGUUGGGUUGAUGUUGAACCUGAUGUGCUUCUCUCGUUUCUGGUGAUACACUAGGUAUUCUUAACUCAUUGGGCUCAUGAAAGAGACCACGAGUUUUAAUAUUCCUUGGUUCACCGCAGCCAUGCUUGUUCAUCCCAUAUAGUUGGGAAGAGGAGUGGUUGGACUCAACGAAUCGAUGACCACCCUUGUGUCCAACAUGGCCAUGUUCAACCCUUACGCCUUGCUGACUUCUACACGUAGCACAUAACGACUUCUGGUUCUUUGUAUGACCAUGUUUGGUUAUUGUAUGCCGAGAUGUCUUAUUCAUGUCCCCUUGUCUGCCAUUCAUGUUUGGCAUGCCAUGAGGGCUUUUAAGCAUGGACUUGCUUCUUUGUCCAUCCAUUAACACACUCUCGUGAUGGUGAAAAUCAUAGAGGGCUUGAGUGCAAUGAACACCACUAGACUUGCCCCCACUCGUUUCUUCACUUUCGAUGACAUGCCCCCUGUCCAUUGGUUGGAUACAUGCCCCUCAUACUGAAAGAACCCCGCUUCUAGGGAUUCUAGGGACUGAUCUUCGACACUCGUGAGAUUGGGAUUUAGGGUUUGAGAUUUAGGGAUUUAGAUGAGAAUUGGGGAUUAGGGAUUGAAGAAUAGAAUUGGGGUUGAGAU